Rattus rattus (black rat) is the source of this 2600-nucleotide messenger RNA. RefSeq names its product von Willebrand factor A domain containing 5A (gene Vwa5a). The record is from RefSeq and is a predicted model, not a curated record. The transcript has 18 exons. The coding region runs from base 102 to 2585 and encodes 827 amino acids. Lineage: Eukaryota; Metazoa; Chordata; Mammalia; Rodentia; Muridae.
UUUCCGAAGCUGCUAAGACUUCAGGAGGCUGGUGAUUGCUGAACUUUGCUCUCUCUGGGAAGAGUCCUGCCCGAUCUCUCUAAAGGAAACAGGCAGUUACCAUGGAGCAUCACUGGGGCCUAAUCACUGGCAACAAGGAGAAAGUACCACUGAAGAGCAUCUCAGUCACCUUGUCCAUCAAUGACUUUGUGGCUGCUGUGGCUGCAACCCUAAAUUAUGAGAAUGAGGAGAAAGUCCCCAUAGAGGCAAUGUUUGUGUUUCCUAUGGAUGAAGACUCUGCUGUCUACAGCUUUGAAGCCUUGGUGGAUGGGAAGAAAAUCGUGGCAGAGUUGCAGGAUAAGACGAAGGCUCACAGCAAGUAUGAGGAGGCCCUCUCCCAGGGCCACCAAGCAUAUUUAUUGGAAGAGGAUGAUUAUUCCAGGGAUGUCUUUUCUUGCAAUGUGGGGAACCUACAGCCUGGAACUAAGGUUGCCGUUACCUUGAGGUAUGUGCAGGAACUGCCUUUGGAAUCAGAUGGGGCCCUGUGCUACCUGCUCCCAGCAGUCUUGAAUCCAAGGUAUCAGCUUUCUGAACAGUCAGCGAGCAGUUGCUUGAAUGUACAGAAGCCCAUUGUCCCUUUGGAGGCCCUGCCUUACACACUCAGCAUGGUUGCCACCAUCACUUCGCAGCAUGGUAUUGAGAGGGUCCAAUCGAACUGCUCCUUGAGCCCUAUUCAGUACCUUACAGAUGACAAAACUUCUGCUCAGGUUUCCUUGACUGAAGGGCAUAAGUUUGACCGGGAUGUGGAACUCCUGAUUUACUACCGUGAAGUGCACAGCCCCAGUGUAGCUGUGGAGAAGGGAAUGCAGGACAAGAAGCGAGAUAGUUUGAUGGGAGCUCCUUGUGCAAUGGUGAGCUUCUACCCAGACAUCCCAGAAGUGAACGCCUCAAAGGUCUGUGGAGAAUUUGUGUUUCUAAUGGAUCGCUCAGGAAGUAUGCGAACCCCCAUGAGAACAGAGGAAAAUUCUCAGCUACGCAUAGAGGCUGCCAAGGAAACUCUGCUGUUGUUGCUGAAGAGUUUGCCUAUGGGUUGUUAUUUUAACAUCUAUGGAUUUGGAUCUUCCUAUGAACAAUUCUUUCCGGAGAGUGUGAAGUACACUCAGGAAACAAUUGAGGAAGCAGUGGAACGAGUGAAGCGUUUAGAUGCCGAUUUAGGGGGUACUGAAAUCUUGACACCCCUCCGCAACAUUUACAAGACAUCCUCCAUUCCUGGACAUCCCCUACAGCUCUUUGUCUUCACAGAUGGAGAAGUGAGUGACACAUAUAGUGUCAUCAGAGAAGUUAAGUUAAACAGCAAGAAACACAGAUGUUUCUCAUUUGGUAUUGGACAAGGAGCCUCCACCAGCUUAAUCAAAAACAUCGCCCGGGUAUCAGGGGGCACUGCAGAGUUUAUCACAGGCAAGGACAGGAUGCAGGCUAAGGCUCUUGGGUCUCUCAAGCUUGCGCUACAGUGUGCAGUGGAUGAUAUCUCCCUGAGUUGGGAAUUGCCUCCUGGUCUGUCUGUUAACAUGCUCUCUCCAGAGCAGCCUACCAUCUUUAGGGGUCAGAGGUUAAUCAUCUAUGCCCAACUGACUGGGCCUAUGCCUCAAGCAGAGAGCAGAGGAGCAGUGUGCCUCAAGCACACCCUCCAGGGCAAGAGUCUGGAAAACAAGGUGACAUUUUCCCUACAACCCAAGGAAAAUGCCAAUUUUACCAUUCAUCGGUUGGCGGCAAAGUUCUUGAUUCAGACCAAGGAUUUGGGAUCCCAUGAGGCCUCAAAGGAAGAGAAAAAGGAUGUGAUGAACAUCAGCCUUCAGUCUGGAGUUCUCAGCUCCUUCACAGCCUUCGUUGCCAUAAACAAAGAGCUUAACAAGCCAGUGCAGGGCCCUCUGGCCCACAGAGUCAUUCCUAGGCCAAUGAUGGCUACAUCUACGUCUAUGUUUAUGAGGUCAUGCAGUCGUCUCCCAGGUCCCUUUAAAAACUUACGCCUAAAACGUAGUUUAUGUGCAGCAGCCUAUGUUCCAUAUGGACAUGAAAGCACUUUAAGUUGCGGAUCUGUGUAUUCUAGCAUGGCAAGUGCAGCACCCAUAGAAAAUCAGGGAGUGGCAGAUUCUUCGAACGAGAAAAGCAACUCGCAAAAUGAACACAAAGCAUUUGGAGAGAAUGUUGUGUUGCAGCUGAUUUUUCUGCAAAAUGCAAAUGGCUCCUGGAAGCUGGAUGAAAAUCUGACCAAGAUCCUGGGCACUACGUUGGAAGACACCAAGGCUACAAACCCUUCUCAGCAAGGGGACCCCUCAGCCUGGGCCACAGUCCUGGCUGUGGUCUGGCUCCAUGCCAAUGGCCAGGAUUUAAAGUGUGAGUGGGAGCUUCUGGAAAGGAAGGCUGUGGCCUGGCUUCAUGAUCAUGCAGGUAGGGGCACAACCCCUCCGCCCUUUCCUUCUUUCCAUCUGCAUCCCAGGGAGCCAGGCCUGUAUGUGUUGCAGCGCACUCAGGAGUCCCUAUGGCUGUCCCAACUAUGCUGUCUCAGAACAUUGUUCCUACAGCUAAUCCUUCAUUUUCAGGAUUAGGCAAAGAUUGUACUU